AUGGACAUGCUCGAGGAUGUCCAUCGCACAGGAUCUUAUUUCGAUGCCAUAACGCGGAAUCGAGACAGCUUCAAGGACAAGGUUGUACUUGAUGUAGGUGCUGGAACUUGCAUACUGUCAAUCUUCGCAGCGAAAGCAGGGGCCAAGCAAGUCUUCGCUGUGGAGGCCACUGACAUGGCUGUCCGAAGUCGCAAAAUUGUGGAAGCACAAGGUUUGAGCCAUAUCAUUCAUGUUGUCCAGGGGACUAUCGAAACAGCGACGCUGCCAUGCAUGGUAGACGUCAUUAUUAGCGAAUGGAUGGGUUAUUUUUUGCUGAGAGAGAGUAUGCUGGACAGCGUCUUGGUCGCCCGCGACCGCUUCCUCAAGCCAGGUGGCGCCCUCUUCCCCUCGCAUGCCACGCUUUUCCUGGCACCGGUCGGUCCGUUCAAAGCGUGCCGUGAGAAGCAGCAAACCUUUGAUGGGGAGCGGCAGCACUUCGAGGACUUCAACGGCUCGAUGGUUCAGUGGUACAGUACAGACUUUUCCUGCAUGCGUGAAGAGUUCCUUGCAGAGCAACGCAUGUAUUAUUUACAGACUGGCAUGUUUGUCAACCUUUCGCCGAAGCAGUUGGCGGGAACCGCAAGUCCUGUGCUUGAAAUGGAUUUGCUGAAAAUCACCGUGGAGGAUUUGAAGGCCGCUAGACCACUAUCGUGCACAAUGAGGGUUUCCAAAGAUGGACACCUCGACGGUUUCGCUGGGUACUUCGAUGUUGCUUUCCGUGGUUCGCCACAGAACCCGGUGAAGCAG
Molecule: messenger RNA, 786 nt
Organism: Symbiodinium necroappetens
Lineage: Eukaryota; Dinophyceae; Suessiales; Symbiodiniaceae
Source: the annotation of a GenBank genome assembly